This is a messenger RNA of Capsicum annuum, 1086 nucleotides long. Its product is annotated as protein LIGHT-DEPENDENT SHORT HYPOCOTYLS 10-like. The transcript has 2 exons. NCBI's taxonomy places the organism in Eukaryota, Viridiplantae, Streptophyta, Magnoliopsida, Solanales, Solanaceae. The record is from RefSeq and is a predicted model, not a curated record. Bases 200 to 730 code for a protein of 176 amino acids. Gene Ontology annotation, cellular component: nucleus. Gene Ontology annotation, biological process: mRNA transcription; response to light stimulus.
UACGUACGAAGAAAAGAGAAGCACAGAAAGCAACUUUCAUGUGGCCCAUUUCUUGUCAAAUCAAUUGAUAUGAUUUAAUCUCCCAUUUUCUCCUGUUCCUUUAACCUUUGUAUACUCUUUUCAAUAGUUGCCUCAUUUUUUUGCUACAAAAAUAGAUCAAUCACAAUCCAUUUACAAGAAUUCUACUUGAAAAAAAAAAAUGUCUAAUUUUGAUAGAGGCAAAGAAUUGGUUGAGGGAUCAUCAAGAUCCCCAGGCGAUCUACCCGCCACGCUAAGUCGAUACGAGUCUCAGAAGCGUCGUGAUUGGAACACGUUUGGUCAGUACUUGAGGAAUCAAAGGCCACCCGUUUCCAUAUCCCAAUGCAAUAGCAACCACGUGCUCGAGUUCCUCCGGUACUUGGACCAGUUCGGAAAGACUAAAGUUCACUUGCAAGGUUGCAUCUUUUAUGGUCAACCCGAGCCCCCGGCUCCCUGUACUUGUCCGUUGAGACAAGCCUGGGGGAGCCUGGAUGCUCUCAUCGGGCGGCUCAGAGCCGCCUAUGAGGAGAACGGAGGAUCCCCCGAGACAAACCCCUUUGCGAGCGGCGCGAUUCGGGUGUAUCUAAGGGAAGUGAAAGAGUGUCAAGCAAAAGCAAGAGGAAUUCCGUACAAGAAGAAAAAGAAGAAGGUUGGAGCAAGUGAGAGCAAAGGAGAUGAUGAUCAUUCCACCUCUUCUCACCCAUUUUCUUGAUCCAAAAAUGGUAAUUGCUGAAAACUUGAGGGAUGUGCUAUAUAUAAUAUAGCUCUGGAAAAAUUAUGUCACAUAUUAAUUAUUAAGUCACCAUUUGGUUUAUAAGUGCCUUGAUGAUUCCUUUUUUCUGCUAAUUAAUUAAUUAAUUAGUAGUCAUGUUCAAUCAAUGGCCUUUUCUUUAAAUUAUAUUACUAGUAAGUACUCUCCUACUGUUCUUUCCAAUUAUAUAUUUCUUUGCUGUUUGUGAAUCCUGAAUUAGUUCUUGUAAGAUAAUCAUUAUAAACUCUUUUUGUACAAGUGAGUUGAAUUUCCAUUUUCCAGUGAAGCUUCAUUAAUCUAUCAGUUUUGAAUCGAAA